CAAAUCGCCCUGUGUGUGGGAGACCUGGCGGUGGGCAAGACCUGCCUCAUCAACCGGUUCUGCAAGGACACCUUCGACAAGAACUACAAGGCCACCAUCGGGGUGGACUUCGAGAUGGAGCGCUUCGAGGUGCUGGGCGUCCCCUUCAGCCUGCAGCUCUGGGACACGGCCGGCCAGGAGAGGUUCAAGUGCAUCGCGUCCACCUACUACCGCGGCGCGCAAGCCAUCGUGAUCGUGUUCGACGUCAACAACGUGGCGUCGCUGGAGCACACCAGGCAGUGGCUGGCUGACGCCCUGAAGGAGAACGACCCUGCCAACGUCCUGCUCUUCCUGGUGGGCUCCAAGAAGGACCUGAGCCCGCCUGCGCGGUACAGCCUGGCAGAGAAAGACGCUCUCAAGGUGGCCCAGGAGAUGCGGGCCGAGUACUGGGCCGUCUCCUCCCUCACAGGGGAGAACGUGAGGGAGUUCUUCUUCCGCGUGGCGGCGCUGACCUUCGAGAGCAGCGUGCUGGCCGAGCUGGAGAGGAGCAGCGCCAGGAAGAUCGGGGACAUCGUCCGGAUCAGCAGCAACGACAGAGACCUGUACCUGACCGCGCAGGGGAAGAGACCCAAGUGCUGCCGCUGACGGGCCACGCCAGCCCCCCGCAGCUCCGUGCCCCUACCAACGUGCUGUGGCCUGGGCACGGGGGCACUGCUGGCCCAGAAAAACACCUCCCCCAGGUUUGUGGGUCCUGUGCCUGCCCGGCAAGUGCAGCCGGGCAGGCCACGGCUCGGUGCCUGCUCCUGCCUGGCACAGACAGCUGCCCACACGCUCUGUGGCCUCUCCGCGUCCCCCUGCACUGCUUGGGGCACGGGGAAAGGCUGCCUUGGCCUCUCCCAUGGCUGCUGGGAAGCCCAGCCUGGGACCGCAGACCAGGCUGAGCUGUGGGGUGCUUAGAGGGGCUGGGACCGAAGCCCCUGGGCACAGCUCCAGCCUAUUUCCUAUGCAAAUUAGCAUGUCAUUAGCAGGCUUCCUGGCUUCCUCUUUUAAUAAAAACUAAGCUUUUAUUAUU
This is a messenger RNA of Gavialis gangeticus (Gharial), 1051 nucleotides long. RefSeq names its product RAB34, member RAS oncogene family (gene RAB34). Gene Ontology annotation, molecular function: GTP binding; GTPase activity. The annotation marks the transcript as partial. Gene Ontology annotation, biological process: endocytosis; phagosome-lysosome fusion. The record is from RefSeq and is a predicted model, not a curated record. Lineage: Eukaryota; Metazoa; Chordata; Crocodylia; Gavialidae. The transcript has 8 exons.